CACCUCGUUCUGCAUCCACCACCUUUGUUAACCCUUCCCUCAUACGAGAACUUGCACUCACCGCCUCUCGUCAUCGAAGGCUCCGCUACCUUUGCACUACCUACUACACUUCUCCACAAUCGGCAUCACUUUGGGCACCAUGGCCACUCAGACUUCACCUUCUCUCGCCAACUUCAAUGCCUUCAUGGCUAAGGCUGUCGAUGCUCCCACAUGGGAGAUUUCCGAGACGAGCUCCAUCGGCGAAACCGCUGUUUCCGUAGAGCAGUGUGCCACCGACAAACACAACACCGCCUACUACAAGACCUAUCUCCCUCCAAAGGAAUCGUCACGCUUCUCCUUCGCGCAGAAGCCCGUCCCACGUUCCACGGCCAACGAGGUCUUCAAGUGGCCGCCUCCCCCCUCCCUCUCCCCUCCCUUCCAUUUCGACCCCUUCGCUGAUAGCGAAGAACUAGCCGUCACGCCCACUCACUCUGUCCCAACAUUGUACAAACCUAAAUACACCGUCUACGCCUCGCCUCCCCGUCGACAUGAGUGGGUGUCACUCACGUUGGUCGAUAGCACAUACACUGGUAUUGGUACCUGUCGUCUCGCGAGAAAAACUGUCGCAUAUCCAAGUGCAGUUGCACAUCCGCAGAUUACACAGAGAGAGCCAUCGUCACCAAAGAGGCCAACACCUCUUUCCUCUCUGGCUCACUCUGCGACACCUGCGGGUGCACAGUCGAGCGUGGACGCGACUCCGUCGCUCUAUGACGACGGUGACGACGACGAUUUCAUCCCCAAUAUGCUCCGGCUCCCGUGGCUGGAGUAUAAUCUCACCGAUAUUGGUGAGUUCACCCCGCCAUCCACUCCAUCGUCCACUCCCCCACUGUCACCUUCGACACUCGCAGACGACGAUGGCGACGACGGACCUGUACUGAAGAAGGGAGAAGGCUCGAGGGGGUGGCAGGAAGCAUGCCCUACUGCCCAUGACUUUAUAUCCCUCACGGGCUGGUGAAUCUUUUGUAGAACGCAUGGAAGAAAAGGCGAAGGAUAUUUUACUUACUUAGUGUCAGUUUUCUUUUUCUCGAAUCACUUUGUCAUGUACUAUAUAGUUCCGCGAAUGGCAAAUGCCUUUGUAUCGC
Molecule: messenger RNA, 1121 nt
Organism: Somion occarium
Lineage: Eukaryota; Fungi; Basidiomycota; Agaricomycetes; Polyporales; Cerrenaceae
Source: the annotation of a GenBank genome assembly